AUUUUUAAACGCAGUUGUAUCGCAGUUUUCGUGUGAAAUGUAUGCGAUCGUGGAACGAUAUUACAAGAUUAAUAGAAUUAGUCUUACGAUGCUUGGGUUAUGGCCCUAUCAGCAAUCAUAUCUUACGCAAAUACAACAAAUUUUGUUUGCUAGUAUUCUUUUAGCAUUUAUGCUUGCUCAGUUGCUGGUAUUUAUUACAAGACAAUAUAAUGCGGAACUUUUGUUCAUGAAUCUGUCUUUGAUUUUUCCUACUGUUUUAGUUACUAUGCUAUAUUUAUUUUUUACCGUUAAGAUAAAUAGUGUGAAACUAUUAUUGGAGCAAAUUCAAGAUGACUGUAAUUUGUUAAAGGAUAAAUUAGAAAUUGAUAUUCUAGAAAAAUAUGCUAGCAACUUUGGAUUUUUUAUACAAAUUACGAUGGCGCUUUGUUAUUUUGGUGCAUUUAGUUUCGGAAUAUUACAAUAUCUACCGUUAAUUCUUGACGUAAUAUUACCAAGCAACAAAUCACAACCUCUUCAGCUUUUUGUCUAUACGGAAUACCUUAUCAAUCCAAAUAAAUAUAUUCACUUUAUGAUUUUACAUGAGUGGUUAACCAUCUGUAUAGGACUGACUACAGUAGGCAGUUCUGGUUUAACAUGUUUAGUAUAUGUAGCCCAUUUAUGUAUGUUACUUAAAAUUGCAAGGUAAUAUGAAAUGCGUUUGUUGUUCAUUAUUGAGCUUUUUGCUUCAAUCCUGAUGUACAUUAGUAAAUUCAUGCAGUUAUCGAAUAGAAAAUGUUACUGAGAAUAUGUUAGCGAUCUCUAAUCCUAGAAGAGAACACCUCCUUCACCAAAGGGUUGUACAUGCAGUUAUUAUACAUCAAAGAGCUAUUGAGUUAGUAUGUUUAUAAUUUUGUUACAAAAUUUUUUCAAAAAUAUAUUUACCUUGUUUACCGAGUGCAUACACAGAACAUUUAUUAUCUGUUACAUCUAUUAUAAGAUUAAAUAAGUUUAUUAUUUAGAAUUCACAGCUUAUUGAUAUAUCUUGAAAUUAAAUGCAAUCUAAACUACAAAUUGAAUGAAAUUUUAAAUCAAUCGAUACUUGAAAUUUAAACUAAUAUUAAAUAUUUGUAAUUAAUUUCAUAAUUUUCUUUUUUAACAAUAUUUCUGUAGAUAUCGUCAUCUAAGGUACAAAAUUUGAUAAAUGUUAAAUGUUGAAUUAAAUACUUAUUGAUAGCAAUAAAUGUGGUAUUAAAAUAUUCUUUUACAUUAUUUGAAUAGAAUCUUUAUAAAUAUAUGAUAAAACUUAAUACAAUAUUUAGAUUAUUAAUGUAAUGCAUUACGCAUUAAAAUUCUUUCAUCACUUUUAAUCAGUCGAAAAAAAUUGAUGAAAUUUAUAUAUAUAUAUAUAUAUAUAUAUAACUCUUCAUAAAAUGAUUACAGAGCUAUGUGUCUGGUACUUUAAAAAGUUUAAAACUUAAAAUCUCUGUUUUAGAACACUGUUAAAUAUUUUUUUGGUAAUAAUUAUUACGUAUUGUAUAUGGUACCACUUUCAAGUCAGUCACAAAAUCAACUUCGAAAUUAUAUGCUACAAAAAAGAUUUUUUUUGUAACUUUGUUUUAAAUAAUUUUAAAAUUUAAAGAUUCUUUUUUAAAAUAUGUGCAUAAUCUCAAAAUUGAUGAUUUUUUGUAAAUAUUUUGCAAUUGACUUGGAUGUGGCGCCAUCUUCAAGCUUCAAAAUGUUUUUAAGGACAUUGUUCUAUGUCCUAGAAUUAUUUUUUAUGUUCUAAUAAUUAUUUUAUGAAAAAUACAUACAUUUUGAUUUCACUAACUUUUUGAUGGAUUCGACAUGAUGUUUUAAUUUUGAUGUAAUACAAUGCCAGUUAAUAUUCACCUUCUCAUUAAAGGUAUCAUAAAUUUAUCAUGUCUGUAUAUCUGGUACCAUCCGGUAUUCUGUUCGUAAUUAUGAUUAUUGGUCUCAUUGUAGCUCUUUUUAGAGUAAGUGAUAUUUUUUCUAUUUUGUUUAAUUUAAUUUUAAAUUGUUUCUUAAGUAACAAUUUAUUACAGUGUUCUCUACAAUUCUCUACAUCAAAUGAUAAAAGUAUGAUACUUAUAAACGUUGGAUUAAUAUCAGUAUAUUUAAUUUAUUUAUUCACCCUUAAUUAUUGCGGACAAAUAUUAAUCGAUAAUGGAUUAAACUUUUUCGAAGCCACGUAAGCAUUAUUUUUAUAUAGAUUGUGACUAAAUCUAUUAACAUUAUUCUCUACACCCUAUUUAAACGGAUAUUGUAUUUAUUGUUCAAAUAUAUUUUUAAAUAUGCAAUUACUUUAAUGCUAAUUUGCAAAAUAUCUUUGAUUUUUUGAUUAGUUAGAAUAAAAUUUAUUUUUAAAAAUUGUAGUUAUAAUGGAUUAUGGUAUGCAGCACCAUUAUCUAUACAAAAAUUGUUAUUAUUUGUAAUGCAAAGAGGAAGAAUACCCCUUACUUUAACGUAUUACGAUUUAAUUACUUCAUCCAUUGAUGGCUUUGCUACGGUAAAAUUAAAAUUUCACUGACAAAUAGGAAAGAAUUAAUUUUUAAUGUUCGUAUAACGUAUAAAAUAAUAUUCACUUUUUAGGUUUUAAAAGCGGUAGUAUCGUACUUCAUGGUGCUUAAUUCUACGCAAAAAUAGUGAGCCAAAAAGAAAAAUAAUUAGUUAGAUUUGUCAAACUAAUAUAGUUGUGUAACACAAAUACAUAGAAAAUUUGUUGAAUAUAUGUGGUUAGAGUCACAA
Molecule: messenger RNA, 2745 nt
Organism: Solenopsis invicta (red fire ant)
Lineage: Eukaryota; Metazoa; Arthropoda; Insecta; Hymenoptera; Formicidae
Exons: 4
Coding region: 38-685 (215 amino acids)
Source: RefSeq, a predicted model, not a curated record